Molecule: messenger RNA, 4061 nt
Organism: Pseudophryne corroboree (corroboree frog)
Lineage: Eukaryota; Metazoa; Chordata; Amphibia; Anura; Myobatrachidae
Gene: MPZL1
Product: myelin protein zero like 1
Exons: 6
Coding region: 48-917 (289 amino acids)
Cellular component (GO): plasma membrane; focal adhesion; cell surface
Source: RefSeq, a predicted model, not a curated record
CUGCUGAUUUAUAACUUACGUCACGUAGAGGAGCGGCCUGUGAGCCAAUGCGGAGGCAGCUCGGCGUGUCGGGGGCGGGGCUGUGGCAGUGGCUGUGGAUCGGUCGCAGUGAGGGGAUGGCUGCGGUGAAGGUUUCGGGGUCUCGCUGUGGGUGGAGGGCGCUGUGUCUGCUGGUGACGGCGCUGUGUGUGGUGCACCAUGCCAGCGCUGUGGAGGUAUACGUACCGGAGGAGGUGUCUGUUGAGAACGGCACACAUGCCAAGCUGUCAUGCACUUUCAAAUCAACAGAGUUGACCGUCACCAAAUUAUCUGCCACAUGGAGCUAUACAGGGGAGGCUUCCGGAUCCAAAAAGAUCACAAUUUUCCUUUAUACUAGUGGGACACCCUACCCAGGGACGGACAGCCACUUUAAAGACCGGAUCACCUGGGCCGGAGACCUCAAUAAGAGGGAUGUUUCCAUCAAGAUAGACAAGAUAAACUUUAAGGACAAUGGCACCUAUUCCUGUCAUGUCCACAACCCUCCUGACAUCGUGGGGUAUGACAAGGGUAUUAAGCUCCGGGUUGUGGAGAAAGGAAAUCUCCCGGUGUCCAAUGUACCGUUCUUGGUUGGUAUAAUAUGUGCAGCUAUUGGCGGCAUCCUGCUCAUCACCAUCAUUGUUUCUGCGGUCGUCAUCACAAAGAAGAAAAGGUCUAGGAAGGAUUACUCUGGCUGCAGUACAACAGAAAGCUUGAUGUCUCCUGUUAAGCAGCCUCCACGCAAGUCUCCAUCCAACGCUGAGGCUUUGGUAACCAACGUCCCCUCUGGAACUGUGCAGGGGCCGGUAAUUUACGCUCAGCUGGAUCACUCGGGAAAACUUGGCGACCAGAUCAACAAAUCAGAAACUGUGGUCUACGCCGACAUCCGGAAGAACUGCUGACUCUCCUGCCUUGGUUACAUACAUAUAUUCCAUAGACUACUGCUAAAAUGGGGCUCUUACGUGGCACGAAACAAUUGUCGAUCACAUGCCAUGUGCAGCCCUGCCAACCGGGACCAAUGCAUGUGACUGUAUCGGUGUGUAUUGUAUACGUGUGUGUAUCACAAAGUGCGCUUUAAGGAGCACUUGCGCUGUCUUAAGAAGUUACAGUGAUGGUUUAAGGCCUAUAUUUUAGUCUGAAUUCAUAGCAGCACUACAGUUACCAUUCGCCAUCCCAUGUGGGGUUUUUUUUUUUGGCUGUUUUCCUAGUUCAUAUACAUAUCUGAAGCUCAAUGUAAUGUUCAGGUGCUUGCCGAGACAUCUUUGUCGAUAAGUUAUAUAAUGAAUUAUGGUAUUACAGGUUUCCUUCCAAAACUCCUAUCUGUGAAGUAUAGCCAUACUCUGCUCUACAUACUGCAGGGAGACCUAUAUUCUGUAUUUCUUAUUUGGUGAUAAAUAAGUGCAAUUAAUAUCUUGAUUACAAUCCAUAUGUAUCCGUUGCUGUAGCCUUUCGGUGCAUUACUCCAACCCCAUGCAUAUAAGGCUCUUCCGAGACUGUAGGAUCAAAUGCCGCAUUCUGCAAAAAACUUUUAUUAGAAGGUCUAUGAGGAAAUCUGUUUGUCACCACCUUUGUCACGUAGACACGGGAGAGACGGACAUCACAAACUAUAAGAGGCUUUUCUUGCUGCAAAAGUCGUGAAUCUCUGUCCUGCGCAUAGUAAUCGCCUGUUGUGUAUACCUGUGAACUCCAACUGCUAAACUCUCUGAUAUAAUAGAACUUUUGUACAUACGCUAUUUAAUGUAACUCAGAGACCAGUGCUGCAUGUCUGACUGUGCUUUUGCCAUAUUUUUCUAAUAUAUUUAAAAAAGAAACAAAAAUUAAAAACUGGAAAAAAGGGAGAAAGUUACUUAGAAGUCUGGUGCCAGAACUGGCCUGUGAGGUGGGAGGCUGACACAACUAUUGCAGAGUGUAAUAUAGCUGCUUUAGGAUCCUGAAUGUUGACCAUAGAUAACGGCGUGGACGCAGCCAUUGUGUGGCUUGGCCCAAUAAUCGGGAAAAUGUAGCGUUUCAUUACACUUGGAGCCACUAAACGGUUUUGGAGAGCUCUGACCUGAAACUAAGCUUUCCAUAGAUCAGGUGUUUUUCAGUACUCUACAGUUGCAAAUAGAAAUCUACUUGCACAGUGCCUAACAUCACAUCAUUAUGGCGAUGAGCGCGGUUAUAAAGGUUCUGCUCUUGCCAUGUGGUUUCCUUGGUGCCUGCGACUCCUGCUCCUUGUGUCCACCCCAUACCCAAUGUCCUCCACUAUGUGUAGGUGAUGGUACUAAAUCAACACAUUAUGUAGGUGCCAUGAAUAUGUACUUGGCUGUGUAAUUAUUGUAAAUUGUAACAUGCUGUUUUUAUUUACUUGUUUUCUGAUUUAGGUGUUGUAUUUUGGAAUAUUAGCUAGUAGUACUUUGUCAGACCUUCUUAUGUCUCCUUUGAGUGAGUAUCGGAGUCGGUCCUAACCCAUGAAAGCAUAUUUAAGCUGUAACCAGCUCCAUAUUUUUGUUUUACAGUGACUGUUGCAUUAACAUUACAUUUUGUCAGCUAGGCAAAUCCUUAAUCAUAUUAAAGGGUAACCACUCAAAUGACUCUCUGCCUCAUUAAAAUGGUUUAACUGAGUACUAAAUUAUACUGGAAUCCUUCUACUUGCAGUAUGAUUGCUGCCUGAAAUUGCCUGUUGAAACCUCCUAACACGCUUGCUGCAAUAUGACCGAUUGUAAAUAGCAGACCUUUCCAACGACGGUAAUCAUAGAAACAGUCAAUGCAUUGCACGAUUGUCUGUGUUUACUGGUUUUGUCAGGGAUCAUAAAUUAUUAGCAUACUUAAAUAGCAGCAGCAAUUGUGAGAUUAGGGUUUACAACAGGUGAUUUUAGGCAAAAGUCCUUGACUUUGGACGACUACAGAUCCAGUAUAUAAACAGACAGUAGUCCUUUUUUAGAAAUAACUAAUGUAAUUUGGCUGUCGUUUUUAAAUGACGUUACCCCAUUGAGUAAUCUUUGUAGAUGGUGAUCAAAGACAGACUGGAGAUGAUGGAAUUAUCAGGUAAACAGAGGGAAAAGAAGUUUACAAUGACCUCUCUGGCUGUAGAGAUACGGAUAUGUCCACUUAAAUCUACCCUCCCUGCACGUUAAACAGCUCUUGGCGUGACUGUCUUUACAUGCAACAUUCUCCAUUAAAGCGCGUCUUGGUUGCAAAACAAUGUGAAUAGGAUGCACAAGCGUCUUAUGCUGAUUAAAAUGACAUAUGGCAUGGCUAUAUUCUGUGUGCGACCGCGGCUGUUUGCAUACAUAGCAUUUUGUAUGCCGAUACAGCCGCAGAUGCACAGAUAAUAUAGGCACGCCAUGUUUCAUUGUAAUCAGCAGAGUCUACUUGUGCAUAGUGUUUGCCUAGCAGUGCAAAUAAGAUGCCUCAACGCUAACGGAGUUGCACGGGACCUGUCGGCUCACUCACGCCAGGUAUCUCCCGCUGUGUGGCAUAUUGAGACAAGAUAUGAGGACAUAAUCGUCUGGCUCUCCCACUAAUCACUGCUCACAUUCCUAUCUAAAUCAUGUCACCUGCUAACGUAAAACAUUUUAUUCAUGAAAUAACACAUGAAUGGUGAAUGCUCAUCCUUCUUAAUAGCAAAUAGGGUACCAGGAAGCACUGUGGGAUAUUUCAAUGAUUAGGAUGUAGCUGCCAUUAUUGAUCUAAGAAACCAUUGUCCUGAAUGGUGGUCCAGACUACAGCUUUCAGAUAUUUUGUGUUUUGUUUUAUAAAAAUGAAUACUCCGUAUUUGUGGUUAUCCAGCGCUUUCUCGAAUGUGUAAAAGCUGUUACUGCUUUGUGUCCUGAUUCACAUUUUGUAAACUGGAAUUUAUUUUGUAUUCAUUUCUGGAAUUGCAUUCACAUGUCUGCUGUAAGGUGUGUGGGUCACAUGAUCUGCAAACUCCUCUCCUCAGCGCCCUCACCUGCGAGGGGACACGUACCGGCGGCUGGAGUAGAUCUCGUAUAAAUGCAAUUGUAAAAGGAUAUUUUCUGUAUUUUCACAGUUAUUGUACUGGAAUAAAGUUAUUUUACACUUCA